AUGGCGGAGGCCAGCUUGAGGAGCUGGCUGCUCUGGGCCCUGCUCCUGUACUCGGCCCAGGGUGAGCUGUACACGCCCAUCCACAAGGCCGGCUACUGUACCUUCUACGAUGAAUGUGGCAGUAACCCAGAGGUGUCUGGAGGCCUCCUGUCACUGUCCAAUGUGUCCUGUCUGUCCAACACACCGGCCCGCAGCAUCACGGGAGAACACCUGGCCCUCUUGCAGAGCAUCUGCCCCCGCCUCUACACCGGCCCUGACACCACGCAGGCCUGUUGCUCUGCCAAGCAGCUGGUGUCGCUGGAUACGAGUUUGUCGAUCACCAAGGCCCUCCUCACCCGCUGCCCGGCCUGCUCUGACAACUUCGUCAGCCUGCACUGCCACAACACCUGCAGCCCCAACCAGAGCCUCUUCAUCAAUGUCACCCGUGUGGCCCAGCAAGAGGCCGGCCAGCCCCCAGCUGUGGUGGCCUAUGAGGCCUUCUAUCAGAGCAGCUUUGCCGAGCAAACCUACGAAUCCUGCAGCCGAGUGCGCAUCCCUGCAGCUGCCACGCUGGCCGUGAGCACCAUGUGCGGUGUAUAUGGCUCUGCCCUUUGCAAUGCUCAGCGCUGGCUCAAUUUCCAGGGAGACACGGGGAACGGCCUGGCCCCUCUGGACAUCACUUUCCACCUCGUGGAGCCCGGUCAGGCUCUGGAGGACGGGAUGCAGCCUCUGAAUGAGGAGAUUGUGCACUGCAACGAGUCCCAGGGCAAUGGCGCAGCGGCCUGCUCCUGCCAGGACUGCGCUGCAUCCUGCCCCGUCAUCACCCGCCCCCAAGCCCUGGAUGACACCUUCCACCUGGGCCUGAUGCCAGGUUGGCUGGCUCUCAUCAUCAUCCUCUGCUCUGUCCUUGUGGUGCUCACUUCCGUCCUCAUGUGCUUCCGUGCGGCCCCCCGCAAGGACAAGGGCAACAGGGAGGACCCCAAGGCCAGUGCCCGCCUCCCUAACACACUUAGCCUCUCUGACAGGCUCAGCCUCUACACACACACCUGCCUCAGCCGGUUCUUCCAGUGCUGGGGCACGUGGGUGGCCUCAUGGCCGCUGACUGUCCUGGCAGUGUCUAUCGUGGUGGUGGUGUCCUUAGCAGGGGGCCUGACCUUCACAGAACUCACCACGGACCCCGUGGAGCUGUGGUCGGCCCCCAAUAGCCAAGCCCGGAGAGAGAAGGCAUUCCAUGACGAGCAUUUUGGCCCCUUCUUCCGGACCAACCAGGUGAUCCUGACGGCUCCAAACCGGCCCAGCUACAGGUACGACUCCCUGCUGCUGGGGCCCAAGAACUUCAGUGGGAUCCUGAACGUGGACCUGCUGCUGGAGCUGCUGGAGCUUCAGGAGAAGCUGCGGCACCUGCAGGUGUGGUCUCCCGAGGCGCAACGCAAUAUCUCCCUGCGGGACAUCUGCUACGCUCCCCUCAACCCGAACAACGCCAGUCUGUCCGACUGCUGCAUCAACAGCUUCCUGCAGUAUUUCCAGAGCAACAGCACGCUCCUGCUGCUCACGGCCAACCAGACGCUGACGGGGCAGACCUCCCAGGUCGACUGGAGGGACCACUUUCUCUACUGCGCCAACCCCCAGUCCCCUUGGUCAGAAUUCCUGCUCACUGUAGCAGAUUUGUAUGUGGCCUUCACGGUGCCCCAGCCCUGUUUCCAUUCGGUCUUCCUGGAGCACUCCUAA
This is a messenger RNA of Galeopterus variegatus (Sunda flying lemur), 1707 nucleotides long. RefSeq names its product Niemann-Pick C1-like protein 1. The record is from RefSeq and is a predicted model, not a curated record. The transcript is spliced from 3 exons. Lineage: Eukaryota; Metazoa; Chordata; Mammalia; Dermoptera; Cynocephalidae. Bases 1 to 1707 code for a protein of 568 amino acids.